This is a messenger RNA of Anastrepha ludens (Mexican fruit fly), 1239 nucleotides long. Its product is annotated as probable methyltransferase-like protein 25. The transcript is spliced from 3 exons. The coding region runs from base 1 to 1239 and encodes 412 amino acids. The record is from RefSeq and is a predicted model, not a curated record. NCBI's taxonomy places the organism in Eukaryota, Metazoa, Arthropoda, Insecta, Diptera, Tephritidae.
AUGGAAGAGCAGAAACUAAAGAAAAGAACAACAUGUAUACCACAAUACACCCUACAAUCAUUUCGUUCAACACUCCGCAAACUCAUACCUAAGCAAGCAUAUGACUACACUGAUCACAGUGAUCUGGCCCCAAGGCAAGUGCUACUUAAAAGUCAAUUGCGAAAGAUAAGAGUCAAGAAGCAGCAUGAAAUCAUUCAACUAACUAAAGUUAUACUCACGCAUUGUUAUGAUGCGUCCUUGUUGCUCGAUUUUGGGGCUGGAUUGGGAUACCUUAGUGAGUCAUUGUGCAGCGUUAAUACGAGUUGGUGUGUACUUGGUCUGGAGUCUGAUAAGUGUCGUGUAACGGCUGCACGGAAACGUCUGCAACAACAGAUGCCAGAAGCCAGCAGACGUGUCAUUUAUGUGCAACAACUCAUUGAAGCGAACUCUAGCAGUGCUAUUAAGCAACAUAUUGCCUGUAGUAGAUUCGACGACUCACAGGCGAUGCUCGGAAAAUGGGCAAUUAUAGGAUUACACGCAUGUGCUGACCUCUCUGUGACGGCAAUAAACUUAUUCCUUGAGUUGGCAGAAGUUAAGUGCUUAGUCAUCAUGCCAUGUUGCUAUCAUAAGCUACAGCAGACUACCGAUGGAAACUUCUUAAACUUUCCACUGAGCAAAUCGUUAAAAAAAAUUGUUGCAGAGAAAAAAGAGGAUAUUGAGAGUUACUUAAAUCGUCCCUUUCUACGUCUGGCUUGUCAAGAAACCAGUGCGCGUUGGCGUAAUAGUUCAGAGGAUGAGCACCUGGCGCAUGGAAAACAAAUGUUCUGGCGCGCUGUAGCCGAUGCCAUCAUUGAUGAUGAGACCGAAACAAUCAGAACUUUAGUAAAAAGUCAAUGGCCUGCUGCAGAUAUAUAUAAAACAGAAAGUUUUGCCAAUUUUUGCCAACACUACGAGCUGAGAUCAAAAGCAACGGAUGUGCAGCAUCUGCCUGGUGCCUUGUGGAAUGAUAAGCACGACGAGAAAUUUAAUGAAAUCGUAGAAAAGUAUUCUGAUACAGGUCCCAAAUUGGCGGAAGCUUUGACUUGUUUGCAAACAGCGUUACAGAAACUCUGCGAGAAUAUUGUGCUUUACGAUCGUUUGUGUUAUAUGCAAGAAUACGCAGAGGAGCGACCAAAUUUAAAACUAAAUGUACAAAUUCAAAAGAUUUUGGAUGAGAAGUUAUCACCACGCUGCUAUGCCUUAAUCGCGGAAAAAUUAUAG